Messenger RNA from Rotaria sp. Silwood1, 489 nucleotides. Lineage: Eukaryota; Metazoa; Rotifera; Eurotatoria; Philodinida; Philodinidae. The record is from the annotation of a GenBank genome assembly.
AUGUCUCUACCAACGAUAUCGCACUAUAAAGAUACUGGAGCUGUUUGGGUUUUAGCAAGCAAUGGUGAAGUUCCACCAAAUGCUGUUUCUGGUGGACACGAGGCUAAUGGUCAACCAAUAUAUGUUGCACGAUUUACUACAAAGGAAGGUCAAUUAGCUCCAGGCAAACUUGCUCCUAGUCAUAAACAAGCUUUUGUUAGUUGUGGUGGUAAAGAACAAACUUCUACAGUUUAUCAAGUUUUAACUCAUCCAAAUCAACAAGAUUUAAGAUGGGUUCCCACUAGUGGAAAUAAUUUACCAACAGGAGCAUUACAAGCUGGAGGUGAUAAUAGAAGUCCUUUAUUUAUUGGUCGAGCUCCAUUUCAAGGUGGAAUAUGUUGCGGAAAAUUUGAACCAAGUCAUAGUUGUGUUUAUUUGCCAUGGGGUGGACGAGAAAAUAAUAUACCGAAUAAUUUUGAAGUUUUAUGUUUAACUAAGAUUUGUGAAUAA